AUGUUCAAUCUCAAGCGAAGUGCUCCGUUGACCGAACCAGACCUUAACCCACCACGACCGAGCCGGUCUGUAUACAGAGAGGAUUGUACCCAAUGCUUCGAUUCCAUUGACGAUCCAGCUGGUCUGGACGUAUGUCUGACAUGUUUCAAUGGAGGUUGCGCCGGUGACCAUCAGCACAAUAUCCUUCACUAUCAAUCUACAAGUCAUCCUCUCGUACUCAAUGUCAAGCGGACCAGAAAGCACCUACAACGAAACGAACCACCUCAGAAGAUCACGAAGCUCGAGGUCGUUGGCCAGACCGAAAGUGACAAAUACGAAACCACCUCUCAAGUCAACUGCUUUGCCUGCCAACAACAGAACAUUGAUCAAUCAGCGGGUCGAUUGUCGCAGGUCGUGCAAGGAGUGCUGAAGGCAAAUACUUUCGCUCAGCAGGAAGAGAUUAAGGCAUGGGAACAGGAAUUCACUCCUUGUGAACACACACUGUGUCUAGAACAGCAGCCCGCUCGACAGAUUGCCUCGCAGGAUCUGGGUCACUGCUCAAAGUGCGACUUGAAAGAGAACCUAUGGCUGUGCAUGGAGUGUGGCAAUCUGGGCUGUGGUCGAAAACAAUAUGGGUCUGAUGUUGGAGGCAACAAUCAUGCAAUCGAGCACAGUAAAGAGGCUGGUCAUGGAGUUGCUGUCAAGCUUGGUUCCAUUACUGCAGAGGGCUCGGCCGAUGUCUAUUGCUACAAGUGUGACGAAGAGCGAGUUGAUACAGAGUUGGCCGCCCAUCUGGCUCAUUGGGGUAUCGAUAUCUCGGGCAGAGAGAAGACCGAAAAGAGCUUGAUGGAGAUGCAAGUCGAACAGAACCUCAAGUGGGAUUUCUCCAUGACCACGGAUGACGGUAAAGAGCUCAAGCCGUUAUUCGGUCAAGGGUUUACUGGCCUCAAGAACAUUGGGAAUACCUGUUACUUGGCUAGCACUGUACAAUGCCUGUUCGACCUUCCUGAAUUCCAGCAGCGAUACUACCACCCCUCCGAAUCUCCUCCGCAAGCGUCAAAUCCAGCUGACGACCUGGAGACCCAGCUUCGUAAACUGGCUGAAGGUAUCCUCUCAGGACGUUACUCCAAGCCUAACUCCGAUAUUGUGGCGCAACCUGAUACUCCAGAGGUUCCGCACCAGCAAGGUCUUAGUCCUGCAAUGUUCAAGCAUUUAGUUGGCCGAGGUCAUGAAGAGUUCUCUACCAUGCGACAACAAGAUGCUUUCGAAUUCUUGCUACACCUGUUCAAACUCAUCAACGUCUCCAAUCGCUCUCAUCCCGACCAGGAUCCGGUUCAGUCGUUUCGUUUUGCCAUGGAACAGAAGUUGCAAUGUAUCAACUGUAAGCGAGUACGCUAUCGAACAGACGAGCAAGACAAUAUUUCCAUCCCAGUUCCUGUUAGGAGGAUACCGCAAAAGAACGGCAUGGACGAGAACAAGGACGGCAAAAAGGAGGAGUUCGAGUCUGUCAGUCUCAAAGAGUGCCUAGACAUCUUUACUGCUGUUGAUACGGUUGAGCUCACAUGUCCAGCAUGCAGCUCAAAAGACGGCUUCCUCAAGUCUAGUAAAUUCAAGACCUUUCCUCAAAAUCUUGCUGUCAAUGCUAGACGUUUUGAGCUCGUCAAUUGGGUGCCUACCAAACUCGAUAUUCCUGUACAAAUUGGUGAUGAGCCUUUUGACUUGGCCACCUACUUGUCCCCUGGUCUUCAACCUGGCGAGGAAGAGCUACCAGAGGAGGCUGAGGUGGGUGAUGCCAGCGCCGCUUCGAACCAGUUUGUACCCAAUGAGGCGGCCCUGGGUCAGCUCCAAUCAAUGGGUUUCCCACAAGUCAGAUGCGAGAAAGCCUUACAUGCUACUGGGAACUCUGACGCAGAAGCAGCAAUGAACUGGCUGUUUGGUCAUAUGGACGAUCCCGAUAUCGACGAGCCGUUGAAUCUAGGAGGAAGCGCUUCACAGUCUGGAGGGGCUAGUGAAGCCAGUAUAUCGCAGCUUGCUGAGAUGGGUAUCGGUGCACCCCAGGCACGAAAGACCUUACGCGAGUGUGACGGGAACGUCGAGCGUGCGAUUGACUGGGUGUUCAGCCAUCCGGAUGACCAGGGCGAUUUCGAUGCGGAUGUCCCUGCUGAGCCAUCUGCACCUAAGAGUGUCCCAGGCAGCACUGCAACUCCAGCAAUAUUUGAACUCGAAAGCAUCGCAUGCCACAAGGGGUCAAGCAUUCACGCUGGCCAUUAUGUCGCGUUCAUUCGAAAAGAGAUACCAGGCGAGAAAGGGAAACAAUGGGUUCUGUACAACGAUGAAAAGGUCGUCAAGGCGGUUGACGUUGAAGAGAUGAAAAAGUUUGCAUAUGUCUAUUUCUUCCGACGACAUUGA
This is a messenger RNA of Lithohypha guttulata, 2388 nucleotides long. RefSeq names its product ubiquitin C-terminal hydrolase Ubp14 (gene ubp14). Lineage: Eukaryota; Fungi; Ascomycota; Eurotiomycetes; Chaetothyriales; Trichomeriaceae. Gene Ontology annotation, molecular function: cysteine-type deubiquitinase activity; protein binding; zinc ion binding. The record is from RefSeq and is a predicted model, not a curated record. Gene Ontology annotation, biological process: protein deubiquitination. The coding region runs from base 1 to 2388 and encodes 795 amino acids. The transcript has 2 exons.